Talpa occidentalis (Iberian mole) is the source of this 1857-nucleotide messenger RNA. RefSeq names its product serine incorporator 2 (gene SERINC2). Lineage: Eukaryota; Metazoa; Chordata; Mammalia; Eulipotyphla; Talpidae. The record is from RefSeq and is a predicted model, not a curated record. Bases 21 to 1400 code for a protein of 459 amino acids. The transcript has 10 exons. Gene Ontology annotation, cellular component: membrane.
GCGCCCGCGCCGCCGCCGCCAUGGGGGCCUGCCUGGGCGCCUGCUCCCUAAUCAAUUGCGCCUCCUGCCUCUGUGGCUCUGCCCCCUGCAUCCUGUGUAGCUGCUGCCCUUCCAGCCCCAACUCCACCGUGACCCGCCUCAUCUUCACCGUCUUCCUCCUCCUGGGGGUGCUGGUGUGCAUCAUCAUGCUGAGUCCCAGUGUGGAGAGUCAGCUACACAAGCUGCCCUGGGUGUGUGAGGAGGGAUCUGGGACCUCCGUCAUCCUGCAGGGCCACAUCGACUGUGGCUCCCUGCUCGGCCACCGUGCUGUGUACCGAAUGUGCUUUGCUAUGACGGCCUUUUUCUUCCUUUUCACCAUGAUCAUGAUCUGUGUGCGCAGCAGCCGGGACCCCAGGGCUGCCAUCCAAAACGGGUUUUGGCUCUUAAAAUUCCUGAUCUUCUUGGGCAUCACCGUGGGCGCCUUCUACAUCCCCGAUGGCUCCUUCUCUGACAUCUGGUUCUACUUUGGCGUGGUGGGCUCCUUCUUCUUCAUCCUGAUCCAGCUGGUGCUGUUCAUUGACUUUGCGCACAGCUGGAACCAGCGGUGGCUGUGCAAGGCCGAGGAAUGUGACUCCCGGGCAUGGUACGCAGGCCUCUUCUUCUUCACCUUCCUCUUCUACUCAUUGUCCCUCGCGGCUGUGGCGCUGAUGUUCGUCUACUACACCCAGCCUGGUGCCUGCCACGAGGGCAAGAUCUUCAUCAGCCUCAACCUCACCUUCUGUGUCUGCGUCUCCAUUGCUGCUGUCCUGCCCAAGGUCCAGGAAGCUCAGCCCAACUCAGGUCUGCUGCAGGCCUCAGUCAUCACCCUCUACACCAUGUUUGUCACCUGGCUAGCCCUGUCCAACGUCCCGGACCAGGAAUGCAACCCCCAUCUGCUGACCCGCUUCAGCAAUGGCUCGGGCCUGGCUGGCCCCGAGAACUAUGAGACUCAUUGGUGGGAUGCGCCGAGCAUCGUGGGUCUCAUCGUCUUCAUCCUGUGCACCCUCUUCAUCAGUCUGCGCUCCUCCGACCACCCGCAGGUGAACAGCCUGAUGCAGACAGAGGAGUGCCCGCCCAUGCUGGAGGUCAUGCAGCAGCAGCAGCAGCAGCAGCAGCAAGUGUUGGGCGGCGAGGUUCGGGCCUUUGACAAUGAGCAGGAUGGCGUCACCUACAGUUACUCCUUCUUCCACUUCUGCCUGCUGCUUGCCUCCCUGCACAUCAUGAUGACACUCACCAACUGGUACAGACCCGGAGAGGCCCGGAAGAUGAUCAGCACGUGGACCGCGGUGUGGGUGAAGAUCUGUGCCAGCUGGGCAGGGCUGCUCCUCUACCUGUGGACCCUGGUGGCCCCUCUCCUUCUGCCCAACCGCGACUUCAGCUGAGCAGCCGCCUGCAGCCUGCCCACCUGGUGCCUCGGGGCUCAUGAAUGUGGAUGGAUGGAGUCUCUGCCCCUGCCCCCUCCAGGACUUGCCCAGGAGCUGGGCCCCUCUAUUCUUAGUGCCUUCAGGGAUGAGGAGCAUCAGGGCCACGCCUGAGCUCACCCUCCCGCUGCCCGACCACGGGGCUGCCUCUUCCCUUCCCUUACCCCCUGUCACCCACACUCACCCUCUUGUGGAAAAAGGGCCCCUGUUCUCAGGCUCCCCAGGAGAGGGUCCAAAAGAAGAGCAAUGCUCAGAGCCGCUCAGAGAGCGGGAGAAUGCCCCACAAUGGGUGCCCGGCACUGAAGCCCGGGCCUUCCCGCCCUGCCCCCAGGGUACCCACCCCUUUCCUGGACCCUGUGCCUUACUAAGUCUCCAAGACUGCCCAAUAAACAAGCCAGUGCAUGCACCUUUGUGUCCU